This is a messenger RNA of Sorex fumeus (smoky shrew), 1995 nucleotides long. RefSeq names its product solute carrier family 32 member 1 (gene SLC32A1). Gene Ontology annotation, molecular function: amino acid transmembrane transporter activity. Gene Ontology annotation, cellular component: vacuolar membrane. Lineage: Eukaryota; Metazoa; Chordata; Mammalia; Eulipotyphla; Soricidae. Gene Ontology annotation, biological process: amino acid transmembrane transport. The transcript has 2 exons. The record is from RefSeq and is a predicted model, not a curated record. Bases 351 to 1934 code for a protein of 527 amino acids.
GGGGCGGGCGCGCACUGGGCUGCGCAAGGGUGGGGGCGCCGCGCCAGCCCCGCGUAGCGGCUCUGACGCCGCCGCCGCCGCCGCCCUCCGCAGCCCGCGCCCCGCGGCAGCUCCGCAGUGCACUCGCCGCCGCCGCCGCCGCUCCGCCAGCCCCGCCGCCCGCCGGCUCGGGGCCCCCCGGAGAGCCCCCCACCAGGCCGGCCGGAGGGUCAUGAGACAGAGCGCCCCGGGGCGCCGCGGGCAGAGCGAGCGAAGACAGCGGCCUCGCCGCCCCCCGGCCCCCGCCGCCCCGCCGCGCGGCCCCCGCGCCCAGAGCCCCGCGUGUCCUUCCCGCGGGCCCCGCCGCCGCCAUGGCCACCCUGCUCCGCAGCAAGCUGUCCAAUGUGGCCACGUCGGUGUCCCACAAGUCCCAGGCCAAGGUGAGCGGCAUGUUCGCUAGGAUGGGCUUCCAGGCGGCCACCGAUGAGGAGGCGGUGGGCUUCGCGCACUGCGACGACCUCGACUUUGAGCACCGGCAGGGCCUGCAGAUGGACAUCCUGAAGGCCGAGGGCGAGCUCGGCGGCGCCGACGAGGGCGGCGAAGCGCCCGUCGAAGGAGACAUCCACUACCAGCGCGGGGGCGGCGCGCCCCUGCCGCCCUCGGGCUCCAAGGACCAGGCGCUAGGGGCCGGGGGCGAGUUCGGGGGCCAGGACAAGCCCAAGAUCACGGCGUGGGAGGCCGGCUGGAACGUGACCAACGCGAUCCAGGGGAUGUUCGUGCUGGGUCUGCCCUACGCCAUCCUGCACGGCGGCUACCUGGGGCUGUUCCUGAUCAUCUUCGCCGCCGUGGUGUGCUGCUACACGGGCAAGAUCCUCAUCGCGUGCCUGUACGAGGAGAACGAGGACGGCGAGGUGGUGCGCGUGCGGGACUCCUACGUGGCCAUCGCCAACGCCUGCUGCGCCCCGCGCUUCCCCACUCUGGGCGGCCGCGUGGUGAACGUGGCGCAGAUCAUCGAGCUGGUGAUGACCUGCAUCCUGUACGUGGUGGUGAGCGGCAACCUCAUGUACAACAGCUUCCCGGGGCUGCCGGUGUCGCAGAAGUCCUGGUCCAUCAUCGCCACGGCCGUGCUGCUGCCCUGCGCCUUCCUGAAGAACCUCAAGGCCGUGUCCAAGUUCAGCCUGCUGUGCACUUUGGCCCACUUCGUCAUCAACAUCCUGGUCAUCGCCUACUGCCUCUCGCGGGCGCGCGACUGGGCCUGGGAGAAGGUCAAGUUCUACAUCGACGUCAAGAAGUUCCCCAUCUCCAUCGGCAUCAUCGUGUUCAGCUACACGUCGCAGAUCUUCCUGCCCUCGCUGGAGGGCAACAUGCAGCAGCCCAGCGAGUUCCACUGCAUGAUGAACUGGACGCACAUCGCCGCCUGCGUGCUCAAAGGCCUCUUCGCCCUCGUCGCCUACCUCACCUGGGCCGAUGAGACCAAGGAGGUCAUCACCGACAACCUGCCGGGCUCCAUCCGCGCCGUGGUCAACAUCUUCCUGGUGGCCAAGGCGCUGCUGUCCUACCCGCUGCCCUUCUUCGCGGCCGUCGAGGUGCUGGAGAAGUCGCUCUUCCAGGAGGGCGCCCGCGCCUUCUUCCCCGCCUGCUACGGCGGCGACGGGCGCCUCAAAUCCUGGGGCUUGACGCUGCGCUGCGCGCUGGUGGUCUUCACGCUGCUCAUGGCCAUCUACGUGCCGCACUUUGCGCUGCUCAUGGGCCUCACGGGCAGCCUGACGGGCGCCGGCCUCUGCUUCCUGCUGCCCAGCCUCUUCCACCUGCGCCUGCUCUGGCGCAAGCUCUUGUGGCACCAGGUCUUCUUCGACGUGGCCAUCUUCGUCAUCGGCGGCAUCUGCAGCGUGUCCGGCUUCAUACACUCGCUCGAGGGCCUCAUCGAGGCCUACCGAACCAACGCGGAGGACUAGGGCGCGCGCGCGCGGCGGCUGGCCGCGCCCCCGGGCACCCCCGACUCCACCUCCCCUCGGG